CUUGUUUCUCUUUGUCUCCGUCUCUCAGCUCGUAAGCAGGAGAUCAUUAAAGUGACCGAGCAGCUGAUUGAAGCCAUCAACAACGGAGACUUUGAGGCCUACACGAAGAUAUGCGAUCCCGGCCUGACGUCCUUCGAGCCCGAGGCCUUGGGCAACUUGGUGGAGGGCACAGACUUUCACCGCUUCUACUUUGAGAACGCUCUGGCUAAGGGGAAGCAGCCCAUCCACACCAUCCUGCUCAACCCCCACGUCCACCUGAUCGGAGACGAGGCCGCCUGCAUCGCCUACAUCCGCCUCACCCAGUACAUCGACGGCAGCGGCAUGCCUCGCACCAUGCAGUCAGAGGAGACGCGCAUCUGGCACCGCCGCGACAGCAAGUGGCAGAACAUCCACUUCCACCGCUCCGGCUCGCCCACCGUGCCCACCAAUUGAGACGACCACCCCGGACCAUCAAAACCCUCCAGCCUACAGCAGUCAACUGACUACACCCCGCCUCUCAUGUGUCCAUCAAACCCCUAAGCCAAUCCCAAUCCCCGCCCUCAUUUGCUAGAGCUCCGCCCUCAGUGUGUUGUUUACAUAUUGUCGCUGCUGGACUGAAGAUUAUUGUACAUGUUGAAAAAAAAAAAAACAACUAGAGGGAGAAAAGUUCAAGUCUUGACAAUAUCAUUUUUAGUGAGAGUGUGUGGUUGUUCAUAUCAGGAUAUCUCCAAUAUCUCCAUCAGCAUGUUUUAUUACUGAGAUGGUUUUUUUUUGUUUGUUUAUUUUGUUUUUUUUAGAUCAGUACGUUUUAAAUAGAAGUGGAUUCCACAGGAGCCACUCCAUUCAUUUACUGGGCUGGUGUAACAUGUGAAACUCCCAGUCACCACGUAGUACUUUUUUUUCAUUUGAACAUGACACAUAUUGAGCUAUUGUGAUGUUUUUUGCCUUUUUUGGCACGGUGACCAAUAUAUGACAUAUCUGCUUUUUAUUCCUGUAUCUUUUCAGAACUGCCAUCUAUUGAAGCUCAAACACAAGCUCGCUUUGUUUUGGUGAUGUAUAAGUUUUGGUAAUCGACGUAAAUCGCUCUCUUCGCUUGACCUGUAGCAGCAUCCGUAUGAACUGAGUUGACUAGUUUUCCAGAUCCGUCUCUCUGGUUUUGACGUUGGAGCUAACUGUGUUUACUAGGAACUUUAACUACAUGUUUAAAAGGGAAAAUCAAGUGAAACAUGUUUUUUUUGGUUUGUUUUUUUGUCUGUUUCCAUCAUCACAGGGCAGCAUGUACGAAGAGCCUCUUAUGAUAGAAUGUAAACUGUAGAAAUAGACUUGUUUAAAGGCCAUUCUGUGACUGUGACCAGUCAAAUCAUAUUUUCAUACAGUAAGGAGCUAAUCAUGUGAAUUUUGUCACUUUGUUUUGUUUACGUUUUCUAUCGUGAUAUCGACGCCCGUCCCUCCGCUUGUCACCAUCACUUUCCUUUUCGUCGUCACCUUUACUCUGCGUUCGACCGGUGUACGCCAACAUUUUACAGCACCACGUCGCACGCCGGACAAGUAGAAUUCCGACAUUCACACUGACACAAACGCCCCGUUUCAGCUCAGCUGUUCAGUUUUUUGUUGGAGUAUUUGUGAAAUUACUGAGCAGUAAGUCACCAUUGUCAUUCUACUUCUGCCACUGGGAAAAGGUGUUUUAUAUCUAUAUUAAGACUCACAUUUGAAAACACAGAUUAGGUUGUUGUGAAAUGUUUGUUUUGGGGGAAAUUGAAUUGUAGAAUCUGAGAAGUUACGGUUAAAGAUAAAAACCACAAAGUUCCGUUGUUUAAUCACACUUGUCCAUCACACUUUGUUUUUAUCUUUCUAAUCUACAUUGAACUUCCUGAUGGGAUGCUGGUAUUUAAUGUUACCAUGACAGGACAAGCCUGAUGUAUGUUUAAGAAAUCUCUAAUAAAAUGUGUGAUUUAUGCCAAAUGA
Molecule: messenger RNA, 1944 nt
Organism: Stegastes partitus (bicolor damselfish)
Lineage: Eukaryota; Metazoa; Chordata; Actinopteri; Pomacentridae
Product: calcium/calmodulin-dependent protein kinase type II delta chain-like
Exons: 4
Biological process (GO): protein phosphorylation
Molecular function (GO): calmodulin binding; calcium/calmodulin-dependent protein kinase activity
Source: RefSeq, a predicted model, not a curated record